AUGGUGACUGAUAUGUGCGUGUCGAUUAAAGCAGGAAGCUCUGAUUAUUUGGAGAAACAUCCAGAGCGCAGAAUAUCAUUUUCCCAAAAUUUUUACAUUAUUGGAGUUACUUUUGCGGCUGGUAUUGGUGGCCUUCUAUUUGGUUAUGAUACUGGUGUGAUAUCUGGCGCUCUCUUGUACAUAAAAGAUGAUUUUGAAGUUGUAAAGAACAGUAGUUUUCUUCAGGAACUAAUAGUUGCCAUGGCCUUAAUUGGUGCAAUUUUCGGCGCCGCCAUUGGUGGUUACAUUAAUGAUUCUUUAGGGCGUAAGGCUGCCACUAUUGUGGCAGAUAUUUGUUUCGCAGUAGGAUCACUCUUGAUCGCCGUCGCACCAAAUCCCACUCUUAUCAUAGUUGGCCGUUUUUUUGUUGGCCUAGGUGUAGGUUUCGCCUCUGUUACUGCUCCUAUGUAUAUUGCAGAAAUGACCAAAUUGUCUGCAAGAAAUUCAUCAGCCAUUUUGCUUCUGAGACUUGUCUUAACAAUUUUCAUUGUUAAAAAGGCUCUUUCUGUUGUUGCUGUAGACACUGGUAGAGUCAAAACAAGACGUAUUAAUCUAUCAACCAUGUGA
Molecule: messenger RNA, 606 nt
Organism: Arachis ipaensis
Lineage: Eukaryota; Viridiplantae; Streptophyta; Magnoliopsida; Fabales; Fabaceae
Source: RefSeq, a predicted model, not a curated record